GUCUUCACUGAUGCAUCAAGACUGGUGAAAUUCCCUUUUUGUCUUCUCACCAAGCAAAGCAGAUCAGAAAGCUGAAAAAUUAGUGCCUUAAAAUACUAUCUCAAAGAUAUGUGAGCAAAGUGGAUGUGAUAAAGCAAUCAGUAAAGGAGUGUAGAGGAUUGCAUGACAGCAAGAACAGCCAGCUGCAUCUGGGAAAUAUUCACCUGAGUCAACCCAAUGGUGGGAAUCAUUUUGAUUUUAAGGACAUGGGAUCACAGGGACUUCCUGAGAAAAGAUAUCUCCAUCAGCUUGCUGUCCCUGGUUGUCACUGCCUGUGGCUUGGCCCUGUUUGGCGUGUCCCUGUUCGUGUCCUGGAAGCUGUGCUGGAUCCCGUGGCGGGAGCGGGGCUUGCCCUUCGGGAACAAGGACAGCAAGCAGGAGCCGCUGCACUACGCGGACGCGGACGCCAAUGACCGCGACUACAGCGAGGAUUACCUGGGGCAGCCUGCCGCCUUCCCUGAGGCCUCCAUGAAGAUCAGCCACACCUCCCCUGACCUCCCGCUGGACACCCAGGCAGGGACCAAGGAGAACUGCGUGCCCAAUGUGCGGAUGCAGCGCCAGAUCACCGAACCCACCUCGUCUGACCGGCACAAUUCACUCCGGAGACAGCUCAACCUGUCCAACCCUGACUUCAACAUCCAGCAGGUUCAGAAGCAGGAGCAGCUGACGGGCAUCGGCCGCAUCAAGCCGGAGCUGUACAAGCAGCGAUCGCUGGACACGGACGACGGGCGCAGGAGCAACAGCAAGGCCUGUGGAAAACUCAACUUCAUCCUCAAGUAUGACUGUGAUUUAGAGCAGCUGAUAGUGAAGAUUCACAAGGCCGUCAACCUGCCGGCGAAGGACUUCUCUGGAACUUCAGAUCCCUACGUGAAGAUCUAUCUGCUCCCCGACAGGAAAACAAAACACCAGACUAAAGUGCACAGAAAGACCCUAAAUCCAGUGUUUGAUGAAGUUUUUUUAUUUACUGUCCCGUACAAUGAUCUCAACGCGAGGAAACUCCAUUUCUCUGUGUAUGACUUUGACAGAUUCUCCAGGCACGACUUGAUUGGCCAAGUGGUAGUGGAUAAUUUUUUAGAUUUGGCAGAUUUUCCCAGGGAAUGUAAUAUUUGGAAGGAUAUUGAAUAUGUCACCAAUGAUAACGUGGAUCUUGGUGACCUGAUGUUUUCGCUCUGCUACCUUCCAACAGCUGGUAGACUAACUAUUACAAUAAUAAAGGCAAGAAAUUUAAAGGCAAUGGAUAUCACAGGAGCAUCAGAUCCCUACGUGAAGGUUUCUUUAAUGUGUGAAGGAAGGCGGCUAAAGAAAAGGAAAACUUCCACCAAGAGGAACACCCUAAAUCCCGUUUACAAUGAAGCCAUAGUCUUUGAUGUCCCUCCAGAGAACAUUGACCAAAUUAACUUGUCGAUAGCUGUUAUGGAUUAUGACCGUGUAGGUCACAAUGAGGUCAUUGGAGUUUGUCAAGUAGGCAACGAUGCAGAGAGCCUAGGUCGCGACCACUGGAACGAAAUGCUCUCGUACCCUCGGAAGCCCAUCGCUCACUGGCAUCCUCUUGUGGAGGGCCCUAUUCAGCAGGAAUGUUAUGCAGGUCUUCUGCGCUUGGAUGGCUGCCGAAGAGGCUUCCUCACCCUUUUAACCUAUUCAGCAGAAAUUUGGCAUUCCUGUUGAACUCUUUCUUAGCCAUAUCCUCAGGGGCUAUUCCACAGAGUCCAGUGGGGAAUCAAGUGGGGGAGGGUGUCCAGCGCAUCCAGGCUGUGCAGAGAAAUAUAUACACAGCAUAUCAUUUUGGUUCCUGAAUCAGGACUAGACUCAGCGAGAGCUUCUGGAACCUCUGUGGCCACAGCCAUAGGACCCUGAAUAUUUGCUGAAUAGGACCCUCAGUCUUCUACUGUGUGAAGAGCUAUUGGUUUCAAGUAGCGUGAUGUUAUCCACUUGUAGCAUUAAUUCUCCAGCUGACACUUCUGCUACUGAUAGAUUAUUUGUAUGGUCGUAAGCAUUACCCAAAUUCAAGUCUUCAUUUCUGUUCAGUAGAAUAACCCAGGUUCCACAAGCAAAGUGACAGCAACCUAAACCAACAAAUAUGGGAAGCAGCAACAAAUAUUGUCCUUGUAUUUGCAAAAAAGGUGCAGUAUUGUGAAUGGUUAGCUUUCUGAGUAUCUUUUUUUUUUCAAGAAUGAUUGCCAUCAGAUAUUUAUUUUUUGAUGACAAGUUGCGUCCUCAGUGUCAGCUGGUGCCUCCUUUCACCUGACAUGAAAACAAAUUAAUACGGUUCCUUGCAGAAACCCUUCAAAUCUGAAAAACUGUAAAAAACGUUCUGCUGGGUGAGAACAAGAUGCAUAUGGUAUUUGUAAUGACAGCAUGUUCUUUGAGAAAGGAGAUAGCCAUCUGUACAACAUGGAGGUUGUUAGUCCUCAACCUUUGGAGAUGAUUUUCCAGUCGACGUUUCUGAGUCGUGUCCACGGCGCUGCAAACUGUUGGGAGCGUGUCCCAGGUGGCAGUGCUGGAUCAUACAAACAAGCACACACACCCUGUGUUGUUUGAAAACGCUGUUCCAAGUCUAUAGUGCCUGUGAAGACUUCCUUUAUUAUUUGUGGUAGAAUUAGCAGGGCUGUUUUACAUGAUGGUAUGUUGUAAAUUCUGACAAAUUCCGACCAUUAAAAGAAAAUGAAUCUAAGCACUGCAUUCUGUCAUGUAAUGAAAUUUGUGCCCCAAAGCAGGAUAAACCCUGGGAUAAAUUUUUCCCCACUUAUUUAGCCACGCAUGGAGUUCUCUCAUCCUCCAGUGUUUUCUACAGAGAACUUGACUCACGUCUUUACCUGGGAAUUUUUUGUUUAAAAGAUGCAAAUUAUGGAUGUUUUCUACAACAGAGGUGUCUGCUUACAGAGCUGUGUGCUUACAGAGAGGGAGCCCUGGUUGUUAAGUAGAGUUCAGAUAAGUUAAUGUGCACACACAUUGCUUCACAUCUUGAAUGUGACGAAUGUUCACCAAGAGUUUUAGAACUGCAGCUCUGCUGACACAAAUUAUGCAUGCACAGAUUGAAGAAAUAUCUAAAAUUUUGGCCUCAAGUCUGAAAAGUUAGUCCCAUAACCUAUCAGUGCAGAUCUUCAGAAUUCAGAAAAUCAGAAUUACUUGUGAGUAGAGAAUGUCUUGGAACUUGCAGGAGAUCUUGGGUCUGCUGUGAAUGUAUGCUGCAGGUAUAAAUCCAAAUUCCUGUAUGCACAGCGGUUUUCAGAAAUCUCUUGCCAUGCUGUGCAGAGCACAGCUGCCACAGGCAAGGAUAUACCUGGCAAACUAAACAGCACUUCCAAACCUGCCCAAGCACAAUUUCAGGAGGACAACCGUUGGGCAUUUCCAAAAGAAUGAAAAUAAUGUUGCCAUGGCAAAACUGUUCAACUGCACCUUCAGCUUUCUAUCAGGAGGCUGAUGGUACAUGACAAUGUGCAUAUCUGCUCAUGCAUGAGCCUCCCCUGGGGCAGAAUCCUGCGCUCUUUUACCCAGGCUCAUCUCCCAGGAGCCACAGAGAGGAGAUGGGCCUGAGCAAAGCAGGAGGAGCUCUUCCUUUGGAGUGGAGUUCUGUGAUUUCCCAGAUAAAUCAUUCUGCAUCUCACCUCUGCCUGGAAUGCAGAGCCAGGCACGCUUCCCACAGCAACAUCAGCAACAGAAACUGCUGGGAAGGGGAGAACUGCUACACAACAGGCUCAGUGUGUCCCUGGAAAAGUGCAGGAGCCUUUCUAGGAUUUGUCCCCAGCAGCUCAAAGGGGCAUCAGCUGAAAAGUGGUAUCAUUGUAAUUGCCAGUGGGUUGCAGUUCUUCUAUUUUAUUGCCAUGCUCGGUUUAUUUAAUGCUCAAGGGUCUGGCAUCAAAAGAAUUAUUUUGAAUGGCGUUCUACUAAAACAGGGGAAGAAAUCUUUGUGACAGUGAGCGUUUAAAGUGGAAUCCAGCAGACUUCAAAGGUUUAGAGAUGAGGAAAACCCCCUAAAUUUAUUGAAUUCUCGACAUUUUUGCUCAUGACUUGCAAACUGUAACUCAGGCUGUGGCAUUACUAUGUGCUUUUUAUAAAUACCUGCCUUACCAUAGUAGUGCAUCUAUGGAAUGAUAGCUAUUUUCUAUAUUUGGAUACUUCACUCUUCACCUUUAUACUCCACUUUACCAGUGAUAUUCUCUAGACCCAAAAUAUUUUUGUGUUCUGGUUCUGGUUGGCCAGUAGACUGCUGCUGCUGUCUUCAGACUGUAUUACAAAAAUACCACAGCCUGCUGGAAGGACCAGAGGAUGGAUAAUACUGCUACAAACUCAACUGGAAACCCAGGGAAAGGUAUGGUCCCAAUGCUGCUCAGUCUUUCUUUUCUGAGCUGUGAUUCUCAGUGGUAAAUUAGCAGCAGACUCACAAGAAUGAUUUCAAAGCUGAAGCCCUCAUUUGUUUUCUUAUUUGCUGUGAAUGCAUUAUUGCCCUGUAUGACAAGUAUCAUAACUCUAAAAUAGAAGAGAAAAUUGCUUAGAAAUGCAUCUCAGCAAGACUUUAAUCCCAUUUUGCUCUUUAACAACAUGCUAUUAACUGGUUACUUUUAGUUUUCCAUAAUAGCCCCCAUGUCAGGUGUUGUUCUGUGGAAAAGCAGUGAGUGGCCAUGGGAAAACCUCCCAAAUUUCUGACAGUGAGGCCGAGUCCCACGGACAGUGGCCUGAUAUUCCCAUGACAAAACACUCACAGCGCAGCUGAGUGCUCAAAUAUUUCUUUAUCUGCUUCCACUGAAAUCACAAGACAUGAAAAGCAUUGCUUUUUCCUUUUAUUUCGCUUUUCCCUGCAAAUAGCCCCAGCAGUGGAUGAGCAAACAUUCAUCUCAAUCUGGGGAAGUGGGGACUACAGAAAACAGAACAGAAAACCAAUAUGCAGCACAGAAGACCUGUUGUUAAAACUGUUGUUACCAGCCCAGUUUUCCAUGCCAUCAGGUCCAUAAAACAUAAAACACUCAGCAGGUAUGAGACACUUGUUACAUCGAGAUCCAAUUUAACCCCUGGUAGGGGAACUCCUGGAUCAACACAAAAUGAAACAACAGCAAAGGGCAGUGCAAAAGAAUGAAAGAAAAAAAAAAAAAAAAGAGGUUAUUUUAGUCCACCCUUCUUGGCUUGAGAGGAUUGUUGUUGAGGGGGCUUUUGGGUUGUUUUCAUUCUUUGGUUUGGUUUGGUUUCACGUGUUUUAAACACCAAGUGUGGUAUGUAGCUAUAUUAACAUGAGAACCCAAAGCCAGAGCCACAAGAGAUAUAUAUUGAUUUACAUGUUUAUCACCUGGCAACAUUUGAGCACUCGAGGGGACGUGUCUGCAAUUGAAAUUUAAAAAAAAAAAAAAUAGAUGAAAACUCUUUUGGUUUAAAAGUAACAAACAACAAACGGGGACCAGGAAAUUCAGUUGAAAAAUCUGUUUCUAGCUAGAAAUCCAUCUGAAAUGACUUUGCUGUUAAUGCAUUUUGUUUGAACAGAAGGAAGUGAAAAAAGUAGAUCAGGUGACUCCAUCUGAAGUUUCAUCGAUGAAAUGCUUUUUUUCCCCCUUUAGAACAGUGCAUUGCCAAAUGAUCACAUCUCAGUACCAAGAGAGAAAACAAUGGAUUUCUUACCUAGUAGGGGGAAAUAAAAAAGCAUGUAGAGAAGGGAAUCCACAAUAGUGCAGAACUCAGGAGAAGCCCCCCGUGCUGCGAGAAAGGGCGGCAGGAUGGACUUGGUGCCAGCAUCACCUGGAAUCCUGGUGCCAGCAUCACCUGGAAUCCUGGUGACAGCAUCACCUGGAAUCUUGGUGCCAGCAUCACCUGGAAUCUUGGUGACAGCAUCACCUGGAAUCCUGGUGACAGCAUCACCUGGAAUCCUGGUGACAGCAUCACCUGGAAUCCUGGUGCCAGCAUCACCUGGAAUCUUGGUGACAGCAUCACCUGGAAUCCUGGUGCCAGCAUCACCUGGAAUCCUGGUGACUGCAUCACCUGGGAUCCUGGUGACUGCAUCACCUGGAAUCCUGGUGCCAGCAUCACCUGGAAUCUUGGUGACACCAUCACCUGGAAUCUCGGUGCCAGCAUCACCUGGAAUCUUGGUGCCAGCUCAGUUCAGAGGUGAAGUGACAGCCCUGCUGUGCCAGGUGCCCAGGGCUGGCCAGUUCCAAGGGCUGUGCUGACAGCUCCCCUGCCAUGGCUGGGCUGGGCAGGGAGCCCCAGCUGGAAGUUCUCCAGGGCCCUGCAGUUCUCCGGGAGUGCAUCCAUCUCCUCGGAGACCCUCCAGGGGCAGGGAAGGCGCCGCGGGUGGAGCGAAGGCGCGGAGGGGAAGGGGACGGGAGGGUUUGCAAGCAUCUGAGCUCUUCAUUUGUUCAUUCUGCCCGGGCUCUCUGGUUCCUGCUCCUUUCUGCUCAAACAUGGACAUUGUCCAAGGGAGCUGUUUCACUCCCCGCCUCGGUCCCCGUGGCAAAGGCGCCUGAAGAGAGCUGCGCCGUUUGGGUAUAAUUUUGGUUUUGAUAACACAUGAGCAUUGUACUAUACUUUAUUAUUUCUUGUUCAAUAAAUAGUCCUGGUAUCUCUAUGUUUCAUGUCUAAUUUUGGAGAGCAGGGCCGUACCUGUAUCAAGGCUCUCUCAGUUAGGUGGGCAUUUUGUUCGUUUAGUAGAAAUAAUGCAUGAUUCCUUUCGCAGUGGUGGUUUGAGGGACAAAAGAAUUCUUAAUUUUGUAAUAUGUAUUACAAUCUUCUAAACACGAGUUAAAAUGUACUGUGAUUUAUUUAUAUAAAUCUAGUCUGAACAAAUAAGUUUUGAUCUUAAUAAAAACUGUAAGAAAUUG
Molecule: messenger RNA, 6839 nt
Organism: Cyanistes caeruleus (blue tit)
Lineage: Eukaryota; Metazoa; Chordata; Aves; Passeriformes; Paridae
Source: RefSeq, a predicted model, not a curated record